GCAUUCAGUUGGCUUGCAAAUUCUCGGCAAAACAUUUCGUGCAUCCAUACAGGAAUUUUGCCUUCUUAUCUUUUUUAUGGUCAUUGCAUUGGUACUUUUCUCCAGUGGCGUUUAUUUUGCUGAGCAAAAUGAGCCAAAUACAAAAUUUACCUCAAUUCCUGCUUCUUUUUGGUUUGUUCUGGUUACAAUGACUACAGUCGGGUAUGGAGAUUUAACACCUACUGGAGUUUACGGUAAGAUGGUGGGUGGCUUGUGCGCACUAAUUGGUGUACUGACACUUGCCCUACCUGUACCUAUUAUUGUAGCAAAUUUCAAACAUUUCUAUCGACAAGAAACACGAUUGGCACAAAUGCGCGCAACAGUUGAAGAUGAAACAAAUUCAGAGGAGUCAUCAUCCAGGUCACCAUGA
Molecule: messenger RNA, 409 nt
Organism: Acanthocheilonema viteae
Lineage: Eukaryota; Metazoa; Nematoda; Chromadorea; Rhabditida; Onchocercidae
Source: the annotation of a GenBank genome assembly